Molecule: messenger RNA, 653 nt
Organism: Tarenaya hassleriana
Lineage: Eukaryota; Viridiplantae; Streptophyta; Magnoliopsida; Brassicales; Cleomaceae
Product: ethylene-responsive transcription factor ERF027-like
Exons: 1
Biological process (GO): regulation of DNA-templated transcription
Molecular function (GO): DNA-binding transcription factor activity
Source: RefSeq, a predicted model, not a curated record
GCCGCCGCCGCCUAUGAUGUGGCGGCUCUCGCCCUCAAGGGCAACGAGGCUGUCUUAAACUUCCCAGAAUCUGCCACGUCGUACCCUGUCCCGGGCUCCACCUCAGCGGCGGAUAUAAGGCUCGCGGCCUCCACUGCGGCUGCGGCGGCGAAGGAGAAGGAGAAGAGGAACUGUGGGUUAGGUUCUUCGGCGACGCGUGAAAUUUACGGAGGCAGUGACGUGGCAGUGGGUCCGGCGGAGUUUGUGGAUGAAGAAGCGAUCUUGAACAUGCCCAGUUUGCUUGCUGACAUGGCGGAGGGGAUGCUGGUUUCACCGCCGUGGAUGGGGUCUCCGCCGUCGGAUGACUCGCCGGAGAAUUCGGACGGUGGAGACCGCUUGUGGAGCUAUUGAUCAGUUCGUAUCAUGCUGUCUAUACAUAUAUAUAUAUAUAUAUGUAUGUAUAUGCGAUCAUGCAUCUUUCUGUUUGAUGAGAUAUCAAUUACAUAUAUCUUAUACCAAAUAAUCGCAUUAUAUAUACACACGUAAGAAUAAAGUCUGGAAAGUCUGUGCUUGGAGACCUAAGAAUCUGACCAUGUAUAAAUCUGGAAUUGCAUGUCGAUUUCUGAAUGUUGGGGUGUUUUGGAUUUUGGAUUAGGGUUAGGCUUGUACUUUAU